AUGGCGUACAACGAGAAGCAUGAGAUGAUCCCCGGCACGGACAUCAUCUUCACGGGCCGUAAGGAUGGCGAGAGUAACACGACCCAGGAGAUCGUACUCGUCCCACAACCCACCAGCAACUCGGACGAUCCCCUGAACUGGAGCAAGAAAUGGAAGACGAUCGUCAUCGUCAACCAGUUCGCCUUCGUCUUCGUCAGCAUCAUGACGCCGCUGGCCAUCGCGCCCUUAACACAAAUAUUCGAGGCCGAGUUCCACAAGACCCUGCCCGAGGUCAACAUGCUGUUCGGCGCCGCGGCCAUCACCCUAGGCUACGCCAACUUCCUCGUCGUGCCCGCGGCCAACGUCUUCGGCCGCCGGCCCGUCAUCCUCGUCUGCAGCCUCGUGUGCAUCCUGGCCAAUGUCUGGCAGGGGCUCGUCACGUCGUAUCCGAGCUUCAUCGGGGCCCGGGUCAUAUCGGGCCUGGGCGCGGCGGCGAACGAGAGUGUCAUGCCGAUGGUUGUUGCCGAUCUGCUGUUCUUACAUCAGCGAGGGAGCAGUAUGGCUUUAUACUUCUGGGCGUACUUUCUAGGUCUUUUCCUCGGACCCAUCAUUUCAGGCGCCAUCGCUGUGCAGAUCUCAUGGAGAUGGUUUUUCUGGGUCUGCACCAUCCUGCAGGGGACGAGCUUCAUCUUCAUCCUAGUCGCACACCCCGAGACCAAGUACGACCGCCCAACCCAAGCGAUAAGCCCAAACAUAACAUCCCUCUCCGUCUCAACCGCCGCCCUCGUCGACACCAAGAACCCCCACUCCGCCACCACGACGCACACGCACAUCACCACCGGCCGCCCCUCCCGGUCCCAGUUCUCCCUGCUCCCAUACCGCUCGCAACGCAACACUUCCGCCCUCGCCACCGCCCUUCGAGAUGUCGUAUCUCCAGUGCGGAUUCUAUUCUACCCCAUCGUGAUCUGGGCCGCCUUCACUAUGGCAUUCGCGGCCAACUGCCUGCUCGCGCUCAACCUGACGCAGGCACAAGUCUUCGGCCCGCCGCCCUAUCUCUUCACGCCCGACCAGAUCGGGUACGUGAACUUCGCCUUCGUGGUCGGCGCUAUCAUCGCGCUCGUCACGGCGGGGCCCUUCUCCGACUGGAUCGCGCUGCGGCGCGCCCGGGCGAACGGCGGCGUGCUGGAGGCGGAGAUGCGCCUUCCCGCUUUAAUCCCGUAUGUGGCAGUCAAUAUCAUCGGCAUGGUCGUCACGGCCGUCGGCUACCAGCGCAGCUGGCCGUGGGAGGUGAUCGUAGUGUUGGGGUACACGCUCGUCGGGCUGCAGGUCGUCGGGAUCCCGGCUAUCGCGAUCGCGUAUGCGGUGGACUGCUACAAGGCGCUGCCUGGGGAGAUCAUGAUCGCGGCGACGAUCGUGAAGAACACUUUCGGGUUCGGCAUGAUCUUCUACUACAACAACUGGGCUGCCGAGUCUGGCUACCUCGCGCCGGUGCUGAUGCUCAUGGCGUGCACCGUCGGCUUCUGCGUGGUCGGGCUGGCUGUCUUCAUUCCGUUCGGGAAGAAGUUCAGGGGAUGGACGAAGGACUCGAGUUUGCACGCGCUGUAG
Messenger RNA from Anthostomella pinea, 1584 nucleotides. NCBI's taxonomy places the organism in Eukaryota, Fungi, Ascomycota, Sordariomycetes, Xylariales, Xylariaceae. The record is from the annotation of a GenBank genome assembly.